Molecule: messenger RNA, 562 nt
Organism: Candoia aspera
Lineage: Eukaryota; Metazoa; Chordata; Lepidosauria; Squamata; Candoiidae
Gene: SMIM22
Product: small integral membrane protein 22
Exons: 3
Coding region: 38-301 (87 amino acids)
Biological process (GO): regulation of cell population proliferation
Source: RefSeq, a predicted model, not a curated record
CUAAACCAGAAUUGCUGCAGGUGCGCUAAGGGGUGACAUGGGGACUCCUGGGAAAAACGUUGCUGAAGAAAUAAGCCAGCAGGUCAACGAUGCUCUGAGUCGCCUGGAAAACAAGCAGCUGUUCCAGACUACCUGGGAUAUUGCAGCUUUUGCCAUUUUCUUCACUUUCAUCGGGAUGGUUCUCCUGCUGGCGCUCCUUGCGCUGAUCCGCUGUUGCUGCUGUGAUUGCGAUUCUCCUGUCUCGUACAAGAAGGUCAAGAAAAGAAAAGUUGGUAUUGAUAAUAUGGGCAUGGAGCCUUAGGCUUGAUAUGACCGAUCACCUGAGCAACCAGCUUUACUGAUUUUUCUCUGCUGUGUUGAAGUGUAUUAUAAGAAUCAGAUCUCACCCUGGAGGAACUGCAUGACAGGUGAGCCUCAAGAGGCUAGAUGCUCAAAUUAUGUUUCUUAGUUCAUGUCUGUUUGCAAUAAGCUCAGGGAGAAGGAUUCAGCAAUUCUCACCAUUACCGACUAUCAGCUGCUUCUGAUCACUAGUGACAAGGAGAGAUCUAACUAGGUAAUUAAU